Messenger RNA from Onthophagus taurus, 526 nucleotides. It is a transcript of the gene robl, whose product is annotated as dynein light chain roadblock. NCBI's taxonomy places the organism in Eukaryota, Metazoa, Arthropoda, Insecta, Coleoptera, Scarabaeidae. The record is from RefSeq and is a predicted model, not a curated record. Gene Ontology annotation, cellular component: cytoplasmic dynein complex. Gene Ontology annotation, biological process: microtubule-based movement.
UUUUUGUAACCAGAUCUAACUUCUCUCAUAACUUGACAGUAAGUUCUUAAAGCUGUGUAGAGUUGAGUCAUAAAACUUAAUUAAAUCAAAAAAACAUGUCGAACGAGGUUGAGGAAACGAUGAAAAGGAUACAAUCGCAUAAAGGUGUUAUUGGGACUGUAGUUGUCAAUUCAGAAGGUAUACCAAUAAAGUCAACGUUGGAUAACACAAUGACUGUGCAGUACGCUGGUUUAUUGAGUUCUUUAGUAGAUAAAGCUAGAAGUGUGGUUAGGGAUUUAGAUGCAGCCAAUGAUUUAACAUUUUUGAGAAUUAGGUCCAAGAAACACGAGAUUAUGGUUGCCCCUGAUAAGGAAUUUAUUUUGAUUGUUAUACAGAACCCUUCGGAGUAAAAUAAUUGGCAUAGUUAUUAAGAAAUAUUAUUGUUAAUUUAUUUUUAUAUUUACUAAAAAAAGAUAAUUUGGUUUUAUGCACACUUUUUCCUUAUGUUAUUGAAAUAAAACUGCUUAUUUGUAUUUAAUAUCGAUAA